AUGCAUCGCUUUCGCAGGCUUGCCUCAGUGCACGCGUGGGUUGCAGCGCGCUGCGUCUUUCAGAGUAAAGAGUUCCUUGCGGCGUCCACGGAUCUGCCCACGACCCCUGAGGGGCGCAACCCGUACGAUGUCCUCGAAGUUACGGUCACUCAGAAUACGACACUCGACGAGGUCUCGAAGCAGUUUCGCAGCCUCGUCGUCAAGUACCAUCCCGACAAGCCAGGUGGCUCCACGAAUAAAAUGGCAGAGGUGAACUUGGCUUACAAGAUUGUCAAGGAGAAUCAUGAUGCGGUGCUGCGCCGGAUGAAAGAGGCGGAGUCAACCAUCAAGGCGAGCGAGGCAUACCGACAGCACAAACACGCGCGCGUUAGCCGUGACGAAGAGCUUGGUCGCUCAGGCGGUCUCAACCGCCGCAACGCGCGCGCCACACGAGAGGCUGCCGAGGUUACCGGAUCGCGCCGCACCCGUUCUCUGAAGGAGAUCGAGACUCAGUGGGCAAAGUACAAAGAGGACACAGAGGCAGCUGUCAAGAGCAUAUGCAGUCGAUACGAGCUGGCCAUCCAACAGGGAAAGUUCUUCCGCAAGUCGACGACCUUGAAUGAGAUCACUGUGCGCGAACGAUGGCUGCGGAAGUCGUUUGUGAAGGGUGUUUGGGAGGAUGUGCAUGAGCUGCGCGGAGAGCUGCUUCGUCGCGGUACCCGCAGCGCACAACAAUCCGAGCUAGCAGAGGAGAUGGUUAGCUUUGCCUCUACAACGCAGAGGAAGCUGAACGAGAAUUUUCAGCGGCUUACCCAAGAGAGUGUGCAGUUGCAGUCUCGCAUGUUCGUCGAGCGCGCCUUCUUCAUUAUAUGCUCGCUAAUAUUGCUAGUGAAGGUGUGGAGGUGGUUUGUUGGCUUCACCUUUAACAACACACUCACCGUGAAGCUCAAGCGUGCUCUCCUAUCACAGUAA
Messenger RNA from Leishmania braziliensis MHOM/BR/75/M2904, 951 nucleotides. RefSeq lists its product as hypothetical. The record is from RefSeq and is a predicted model, not a curated record. The transcript has a single exon. Bases 1 to 951 code for a protein of 316 amino acids. NCBI's taxonomy places the organism in Eukaryota, Euglenozoa, Kinetoplastea, Trypanosomatida, Trypanosomatidae.